Messenger RNA from Kwoniella mangroviensis CBS 8507, 450 nucleotides. RefSeq lists its product as uncharacterized. The record is from RefSeq and is a predicted model, not a curated record. The coding region runs from base 1 to 450 and encodes 149 amino acids. The transcript has 3 exons. NCBI's taxonomy places the organism in Eukaryota, Fungi, Basidiomycota, Tremellomycetes, Tremellales, Cryptococcaceae.
AUGACGGAUCGGAUCAAAGCUGGCAAACAGAAGGGAUGUGAUUCCGUCGAUCCUGAUAAUGUCGAUGCUUGGACAAACCAUCAAAACUUUGGAAUAACCCAGCAAGACCAAGUAAAUUAUCUUCUGUGGCUAUCAUCUACCGCUCGAUCCAAUGGACUAGGUAUAGAUUUGAAGAAUUCAGGUGAUCUAAUCACUGAUCCUGACACUGGCACAUCUACCAACUGGACCACGUCUCUUAUCAAUGCUUUUGAUUUCAACGUGAUUGAGUCAUGUUAUCAAUACAACGAAUGUGAGAAAUACGAUCCAUUCCUCGAAGCUGGUAAACCUCAAAUCCGAAUCGAGUACGAAAGUUCCAUCAAGAGAUGUCCUUCAUUGAAGCAAGGUCAACAGUUGUUGGUUUAUAGUGAUACUGUCGUCAAUUCGACCCAAAUCACUUUGAGCUGUCCAUAG